UCGGUGGCGUGCGUUUGGCUGGCGCGCGUGCUAGCAAACCGUUUCCAUGCGUGUCACGACACGGAUACAUGACAGCCGAUCUCUUGAAACGGUUAUUAAUAUUUAUAAGCAGUCUGUUAACACUACGAAGUGAAUUCGGCGUGUAUUUGAGAUAAUCGUGAGAUUCCCGCGAAAUAAAUGCCAAUGAAAUCGGGCAGUCGUGUUUGAAUUUAUCCGCGAGUGAAGAAUUGCGCGUUGAAACAGAUAUAUACGUAUAUAUAAACGCGUACCAGUAGUAUUAUUGCUAUACAUAUUAUUGUAUCGGUGAAAUUUUGGAGAAAAGAAGAAAAGAUGGUGCGUGGUUUGUCGCAGUGGACGAAAACUUUGAGCUUCCCCGCGAGGGUGUCCCCCCAGAGGCCUGCCAAGGAGUCAAAGGGGUUUCAUAUGAGCCCCAGUGCUAGCCCUACGUCGCCACCCAGCCCAAUCAACGACAACAUGGACAAGGCGCCGAUUAUUACCGAUGAGAAUUUCCAGGAUCUGGAGGCAGAAAAGGCAAUAAUGGGCUCUAUUGUGUACUGCAUACAUCAUAAGGACGGGUGCAAGUGGUCCGACGAACUUCGAAAGUUGAAGGCGCACCUGAAUACCUGCAAGCACGACGCGGUCCUCUGCAGCAAUAAGUGUGGCGCGAUGAUCCCGCGUGUGCUGAUGGAGGACCAUUUGAAGUACACUUGCGCCCAGCGGCGAGCACGCUGCGACUUCUGUGCCAAAGAAUUCACCGGUCACACGCUCGAGAAGCACACAGGGACAUGUGGCUACGAGCCGCUCUACUGCGAGAACAAGUGCGGCAUGAAGGUGCAGCGAAGGCACCUCAGCCAGCAUAAGUUAGGAGAGUGCGCGAAAAGGCUGGUGGCAUGUCGUUACUGCAACAAAGAGUUCGUUUUUGACACGCUCGGUGCUCAUCACGCCAAGUGUGGCCGCUUUCCAGUCGCCUGUCCACACCGUUGUGAAACUGCUGUGUUACCAAGGGAAGAUCUGGAAGUUCACUUGAAAGACCACUGCACCACACACCUUUUAUCCUGUACGUUCAAGGAUGCCGGCUGUCGUUUCAAGGGUAAUAGAUUUUCAUUGGACAAACACUUGGAAGAAUCAGCAAAGAUGCAUUUGAGCCUGAUGUGCAGUGUAGUGACAAAACAGCAACAUCAGAUAACCAGCCUGAAAUCCGCCAUUAGCAAAUUGUCGUUAAAUUACACUGGCACGCUAAUAUGGAAGAUCACAGAUUACAGUGCUAAAAUGUCCGAGGCGAAGGCCAAGGAGGGCAUGGAACUCGUUAGUCCUCCUUUCUACACUAGUCAAUAUGGUUACAAGCUACAGGCGUCAGUUUUCUUAAACGGAAAUGGAACCGGCGAAGGGAGUCACAUUUCCAUAUACAUAAAGAUACUUCCCGGAGAGUAUGAUGCUCUGUUGCGAUGGCCAUUCUCUCACAGCGUGUCCUUCACAAUAUUCGACCAGACGGUGGUCGCAGAGAAGGCGUGUAACAUCGUGGAGAGUUUUAUACCAGAUCCAACAUGGAAGAAUUUCCAGAGGCCGAGUCGCGAGCCUGAUUCCCUCGGUUUCGGUUUCCCCAGAUUCGUGUCCCACGAAAUGGUAAAGAAACGACACUUCGUUAAGGACAACACGAUGUUCAUUCGAGUGAAGGUUGAUCCUAGCAAAAUCGUGGCCGUGUAAAAAAGGGUCGAUAGAUUAAUGCGUCGAGCCGCAUUCCCCUAUCACGUUGUAUCAUACUAACUCAAUUUACUAUCGUAAACCACGUAACACACUUAAUAUUGUUACGCCACGUACACACACACACAUACGUAAACGGUAUUUACCCCGAUGUGGUUCAUACAUGCAUUUCUUACUUUCUGCUACGUAACGUCAGUCCAGUAAGGCGAUUAACGAUUACUUGAUAUUUAUUAACCGCGUAUACUUGGUGUGAUAGGGCGAAGUACUUUUACAUACAGGGCACGUGGUACUUACGUCGUUGCACAGGGAGUAUACUGUAGUGAAAUUGAGUCAGGAUAUUCUAUGAACCUUCAGGAGGCAAUAAUGGUUAACAAAAAGAUACGUUCGUUGUUCGAAACGGUUAGGAGUAUCGAGAUAC
Messenger RNA from Habropoda laboriosa, 2119 nucleotides. RefSeq names its product TNF receptor-associated factor 4 (gene Traf4). The transcript is spliced from 6 exons. Gene Ontology annotation, biological process: regulation of apoptotic process; positive regulation of JNK cascade; tumor necrosis factor-mediated signaling pathway. Gene Ontology annotation, molecular function: protein binding; zinc ion binding. Lineage: Eukaryota; Metazoa; Arthropoda; Insecta; Hymenoptera; Apidae. The record is from RefSeq and is a predicted model, not a curated record. The coding region runs from base 331 to 1704 and encodes 457 amino acids. Gene Ontology annotation, cellular component: plasma membrane signaling receptor complex.